AUUAUAUUUAAGUUAAAAUUAAUUUAAUCAAAAAUUAAUAAAUAAGUCGAUGACAUCUAUUGAGAAAACCCCGAACUAAAUUUGACAUUAUCCAACUUCACACCAAAACAAUUUUCUUAAAAACCAAACGUAACCUAAACGAAUAAUCGAAAUUAAUCCUAAAUCAUCGUUAAAUAUUUUCGUUUUUAAUCCUUAAAAAGUUUUAGAAAAUGUCGAUCGGUGUUCCAAUUAAAGUUCUGCACGAAGCCGAAGGGCACAUCGUAACCUGCGAGACGAUAACCGGCGAAGUUUACCGUGGUAAAUUAAUCGAAGCUGAAGAUAACAUGAAUUGCCAAAUGACUCAAAUAACCGUAACGUACCGAGAUGGGCGCGUUACGCAGCUUGAAAACGUUUACAUUCGGGGCUCAAAAAUCCGAUUUUUAAUCCUCCCGGAUAUGUUGAAGAACGCUCCGAUGUUUAAGAAGCAAACUAAAAGUGGUACGGCUGGGAGAGGAAAAUCGGCGAUUUUACGCGCUCAAGCAGCGCGAGGAAGAGGUAGGGCUGCGCCCCCUGCAACUAGAGGCGGCCGAGGGGGUCCUUGGCAACCCGGACAACAACAAGCACAACAAGGAAGAGGCCGAUAAUAAAAUAAACUUAAGAUUAUUGUAUAUGUAUAUAAUAAUAUUAUUA
This is a messenger RNA of Onthophagus taurus, 669 nucleotides long. Lineage: Eukaryota; Metazoa; Arthropoda; Insecta; Coleoptera; Scarabaeidae. The record is from RefSeq and is a predicted model, not a curated record.